This is a messenger RNA of Mus musculus (house mouse), 3155 nucleotides long. It is a transcript of the gene Haus2, whose product is annotated as HAUS augmin-like complex, subunit 2. NCBI's taxonomy places the organism in Eukaryota, Metazoa, Chordata, Mammalia, Rodentia, Muridae. Gene Ontology annotation, biological process: centrosome cycle; microtubule organizing center organization; spindle assembly. The transcript is spliced from 6 exons. Gene Ontology annotation, cellular component: centrosome; HAUS complex; mitotic spindle microtubule. The coding region runs from base 72 to 776 and encodes 234 amino acids. The record is from RefSeq and is marked validated.
CAUCAAACCGCGCGCCUGUUCGCGGUGUUGCCCCUCACUCCUCGCGCCAGUUCCAGAGGUGUGCGGAAGCCAUGGCGGCCGCCAACCCGUGGGACCCAGCGUCCUCGCAGACUGCAGCUGGGUUACUGCUAAACCACUUGGUAGCUUCGGGCAUAGUCACUAAGGAGAUGUUAGAUGUAUCUAAGAAAAUGGCUCCUUGCUUUGUGAACUUUUCCAGAUUACAACAGAUCUCAGAUAUUCAAGCUGAAAUCUACCAGAACAAUCUGGAACUUGAACUUUUGAAGCUAGAAAAGGAUACAGCAGAUCUUAUUCAUCCUUCCCAUUUGAUUGAGAAAUGUGAUGUUCUGCAAAGCAUGAAUAAUCAUCUGGAAGCAGUGCUAAAAGAGAAGCAUGCCAUCAGGCAAAGACUGCUGAGACCCAUGUGCCAGGAGAACUUGCCAUUGGAAGCUGUUUAUCACAGAUAUGUGGUACAUAUGUUGGAUCUGGCUGUGACUUUCAUUGAGAAAUUUGAAACCCAUCUUGAAACAGUUAAAAAUAGCCCUCAUUUAGACGCAAACCUAAAGCAAAUGAGCAAAGCUUUAGCCAAGAUGGAUAUUUUGGUGAACAAGACAGAAGAACUGGCAGAGAAUAUACUCAAGUGGCGAGAACUACAAACAGAAAUUUCCUUGUAUAUCCCCAAAAUGCUAACUGAAGAACGCCAUCUUCAUGAACUUGACAUAGUGCCUCCUUUACCUUUUUUUCCUAAGGCUCACACCGAAACCUCCAGGGCCAAGUGAUGUCAUCUUUACUUUGGAUUAAUUACAUGUAGUCAAAGAAGUCCGUUUCUAGAUUGUUGUGACAGGGAUAUUGAUAGUUUUUCUUGCUAGCAAUAUUAAUGGAAUAGUGGAGCCAGAAAGAUGUCUCAGUGGGAAAAAGCUCCUACUUCAAGCCUUCCAGCCUGAGUUCAGUCCCUGGGAUCCACAUUAGCAGAAGGGGAUCACUGAUUCCCACAGAUACUCGAUCCUAUGGUGUCCACACUUGUGUCAUCAUAUGUAUGUGCCUGUACACACAAAAAUAGAAAAAUGAAAGUGUGUGUGUGUGUGUGUGUGUGUGUAUGUAUGUAUGUAUGUAUGUGCACGCGCACAUGAGAGAGCGAGCACAUUGGAGUACAUAUGGCUUCACUUCUUUACAUGUUUUCACUCUCUUUCUUCAGUGAAGCUUAAAAAUGAUAACUGUGGGGCUGGUGGGUUGGCUCAGGGGAUAAGAGCACUGGCCACUCUACCACAGGUCCUGAGUUCAAUUCCCAGCAACCACAAGGUUGCUCACCACCAUCUAUAAGGGGGUCUGAUGCCCUCUUCUGGCCUGCAGAUGUAUGUGCAGCAGAGCACUCACAUUGAAUUAAAAUUGUUUUACUAACAACAAAAAAGAUUAACUAUAUGCAUGAUAGUUUAUUAUAAGUGAGUUGAACAUUCUUCAUACAGAAGAUUGUGUGCUAUGAUUCUGCAUUACAUCUUUUAAAACCAUUUCUGAAUUGAAUGUUCCUGAAUCUGAAACUGUCGUGAUUAUUCCUGUGAGAUUGUAGAUUAGCUACAUACCAGGACUGUAACCCUUUGAAGACUUCGUAAAGUGGUGGUUCCUUGGCUGACCCAUCUAGAAACUUAUGUAAUAAGAGGCUGAGAAGGGCUCAGUUUGAACAGACUGUACAGUGUAGUUUGUGUGGGAUACUUUCUUUCCUUCUGAGAGCCUAGGAUGUUGGUCCGUACCAAGUAGAAAGUACCUUUGGUACUGGUCCCUGGCAUUGCAGAGCACCUCGUCCCUAACAGUUUUGAUGGUAGAUAGCAUUCAACAAAUGUAACAAAGCCGGGUGUGGUGGCGCGAGCCUUUAAUCCCAGCACUCUGGAGGCAGAGGCAGGCGGAUUUCUGAGUUCGAGGCCAGCCUGGUCUACAAAGUGAGUUCCAGGACAGCCAGGGCUACACAGAGAAACACUGUCUCGAAAAAACAAAACAAAACAAAAAAAACCAUGUAACAGCUGAGUUGCUGUACUGAGUCACUGCUGUGAGUGAUGACACCAAGUCUCAUAACUCCUCUUGGCAGAUAGAUCACUCACUGAACCUGGCUGUGUUAGGAAAUAAACGCUGAGGACCAACAGAGAAGAAACGGAGUCUUCGUGUAAAAGUUUAGAAUUCUUUGUUUUGGUACUUCCUAUAUGUAGCCAAGGCAGAACUUGAACUCACUAUGUUUCCCAGGGUGGUCUCAAACACAUGAUUUUCCUUGCCUCUGCCGCCCUAGUGCUGGAAUCACAGACAUGUGGUAUCAUAUCUGGCUAAAGUUUAGAGGUUUGUAAUGGAAAAUACUAAUAUAUUUUACCUACUUAGGGUUAUUUUUAUUUUAUUAUUUUAGGGUUAUUCUUAAGAUGGAGGCAAGUAUACUUAAAAGUAGAGAUUGUAACAAUUGUCUCAAGAUUUUCUCACUCAUCAGUCCUGUAAGUACUUCGCCUUAUGUUUAAGCUAGGAUCUGAGUUCCUUUCAAACGUGUGCAUUAGGAUUUCCUUACUGUUUUAUUCUGCACUGUGGGAGUGUAGCAAACCUGCUCAUCAUGCUCUUAAUACAAGACUUGGUGCAUAGUAAAGUAGAUGUUCACAAGGAAGCAGGGUCUUUACCCUACCCCCAACCUCCAAAAGGGCCCUGCUAAAACAAUAGAUUAUUGUCUUGAAAGUCUCCCGCUUUUACAAAUGUGCCAUAUAAGAGUGGUGUUAAAGUUGGGUGUGGUGACGCACGCCUUUAAUCCCAGCACUUGGGUGGCAAAGGCAGGCAGAUUUCUGAGUUCGAGGCCAGCCUGGUCUACAAAGUGAGUUCCAGGACAGCCAGGGCUAUACAGAGAAACCCUGACUCCAAAACAAACAAACAAACAAAAAAACCAGAGAAACCCUGUCUUCAAAAACCAAAAAAAAAAAAAAGUGGUGUUAAGGUUUUGAACAUCACCUAGCCAAGUUAGUAAAAUCUUUAUUUGUAUUUCAUCUCAAUUUUUUUAACUAUUCAUUUUCCUUGUAUGAAUUCUUGUGUGUUUUAUGUGUAAAUAUAUUCAUUAUUUUGACACUAUCAAUAUUCUUUGUGGUUUUGUAAUUUUUACUUUUAUUAAUGACUCAAGCUGUAAAAAUAAACUAAUUUCAACUAAA